CGUGCCAUGCCAAUGCCAUGCCAGCACGACGUCUUCUUGGGUGAACAAGCAGUGGCACUCCUGCAAUACGGCAGAACUCCGUGGCGGCUUGCGCGACGCCGCCGCGAGAGGAUAUGCUACAUUGCUACCUCGCCGCUCUCUCCCUUUUAAGCCCAAGCUCCCCAACUCCCCCAGAGGCCAGAGGACACCAUCGUCAUCCAUCACUAGCUAGCUCAGAGGAGGAGCAGAAUCUGUUCGUCCCUUCCUCGAGAGGCAACCUACUACCAAGCUAGCUGCGGAGAUGCUGCUCUCCGGCGGCGGCCGCCGGAGCAUGGCCCUGCGACCGUGGCUCGCCGUGGCGGCGGCGGUGGCCGCGCUGGCCGCCGCCCCGCGGGGGGCGGAGGCGUACCGGAACUACACCGUCGGCGGCGACAAGGGCUGGUACGACGGCCUCACCCUGCCCGGGGUCGACUACCAGGAGUGGGCCGACGGCGUCAAGAACUUCAGCCUCGGGGACUUCCUCAUCUUCAACACGGACAAGAACCACUCGGUGGUGCAGACGCGGAACGGGACGCUGUACAAGAGCUGCGACUACAACGACUCGGGCCCCGACGACACCCUCGAGUGGUCCGCCGCCGCGCCGGAGUUCAGCAAGGACGCCGUCACCGUCGCCGUGCCGCUCCUCAAGGAAGGCCGCACCUACUUCUUCUCGGGCAACUACGACGGCGAGCAGUGCGAGAGCGGCCAGCGCUUCGCCAUCGACGUCGCGCACGGCCAGGGCCUGCCACCGGACCUCAGGCCGCCCGCCGCCGACGCUCCCGCGCCCUCCGCCGGGCCCGCCGACGGCGCCGCCGCGCUCGACUUCAGCCACCCCAAGAACGUCACCACGCCCAGCGCGUCGGACGACGACCGCGACCUGAGCGGCGGCGAUGAUGACACCUCGGGCGCCGGCCGGACUCUGGCCGGGAUCGGCUCCGGUCUGGCCCUGACAACGCUGGUCGCCACCGUGCUCUUUGCAGUGUACUAGUAGGUUAGUUUCUCGUGUUAGUGACGACGCCUGAGGUAUGAGAUUUGUUGUUGUGAUUUGUUUAGUGUUUACUAUAUAGUCAAAGUAGAAGGGGGUUUCUACAGGUGACAUGUUUUAGUUAUUAGUGAAACGCUUUCACUUGUAUAUUGUGCCAUUUCUUUGAUUUGUACGGGGUUUGAUAAUGAUAAUAAUAAUAAUUCCAUUCUUUGGAUCGAGCAA
Molecule: messenger RNA, 1225 nt
Organism: Panicum virgatum (switchgrass)
Lineage: Eukaryota; Viridiplantae; Streptophyta; Magnoliopsida; Poales; Poaceae
Product: blue copper protein-like
Exons: 2
Coding region: 281-1006 (241 amino acids)
Cellular component (GO): plasma membrane
Molecular function (GO): electron transfer activity
Source: RefSeq, a predicted model, not a curated record